UUUACUCGCCUUCUGAGCAAGUGACAGGCGGACAGGAGGAGGGAGGAGAAGUUCUUCGUAGCUUCGCCUUCUCCUCAUCAUCAUGGAGGCUCAGGCGCAUUUCUCCCGUGAGGAAAUCAACAGCACGGUUUGGGAAGUUCCCGAGAAAUACACGCGGCUCAAACAAAUCGGGACCGGGGCGUACGGCUCGGUGUGCUCAACAACAAAUGAGAAGACUAAAGAGAAAGUGGCCAUUAAGAAGCUCCACAGGCCCUUCCAGUCAGAGAUCUUUGCUAAGAGGGCCUACCGAGAGCUGCGACUGCUCAAACAUAUGAAGCAUGAAAAUGUGAUAGGACUUCUUGAUGUGUUUACAGCUGCCUCAAGCCUGGAUGACUUCCAGGACUUCUACCUGGUGAUGCCUUAUAUGUUCACGGACCUGUCGAAGGUGCGAGGUCAUCUCUCGGAAGACAAAGUCCAGUUUCUCGUCUACCAGAUGCUCUGUGGACUCAGGUAUAUUCACAAGGCUGGAAUCAUCCACAGGGAUCUGAAGCCUGGAAACUUGGCUGUUAAUCAAGACUGCGAACUAAAAAUCCUGGACUUUGGGCUGGCUCGCAGUACUGACGCUGAGAUGACCGGCUACGUGGUGACCCGUUGGUACCGGGCGCCUGAGGUCAUUCUGAACUGGAUGCACUACACCCAGACUGUGGACAUCUGGUCUGUGGGCUGCAUCAUGGCAGAAAUGAUCAAUGGAAAAACCCUGUUCAAAGGAAAAGACUACAUGGACCAACUGACUCAGAUCAUGAAAGUGACUGGAGUUCCUGGACCAGAGUUCAUACAGAAGCUGGAUACUCCAGAGGCCAAAAGUUAUAUGAAAGCCCUCCCUCGUUAUCCCAGAAAAGACUUCUCAGCGUUGUUUCCAAGGGCCAGUGUACAGGGUAUUGAUCUGCUGGAGAAGAUGCUGGUUCUGGAUGGAGACGAGAGGCCCACGGCUGAGCUAGCCCUGGAACACCCGUACUUUGACAGCCUUCGAGACCCAGACGACUUUCCUGAGCCGGCACCGUACGAUGACAGCCAUGACAACGACACAUUGUCCCUGGAUGAGUGGAAGCGGUUAUGUUUCAGAGAGGUGAAAAGCUUUGUGCCAUUCCCACGACGGGACUCCAAGAGGAAAAACACCCUGACUAUGUCUCCAUGAUGUGAUGAAUGUCAUGUAACUACUGAUGUCCCAACCAACCCACAUACAGCCAACGGUGCCCUUGUAUAUUCCAACCCUGGAUUCACUCUUUUUCUUUUACUCUGGAAAUAUUUGGAUUUUGAAUCAGUGUUCAGAAGAGUGAUUAUUUUAAAACUAUCCCUUCAUCUUUUUUUUUAGUAAUGUGAAAUUGUUUCCUAAAUGGAGAUUGCUCUUUGUGUUACGCGUUCCCUAUCAGUGAAUUGUGUUGCAAAUGAAUUGUGACUAAAUGCUGCAGGGUUGCCUGCAAGAUUUACUGUAAUAUUGUUUUCCAAAUAAACAAUAAGACAAAAUGCGAAA
Amphiprion ocellaris (clown anemonefish) is the source of this 1510-nucleotide messenger RNA. It is a transcript of the gene mapk13, whose product is annotated as mitogen-activated protein kinase 13. Gene Ontology annotation, cellular component: nucleus; cytoplasm. Gene Ontology annotation, molecular function: ATP binding; MAP kinase activity. The record is from RefSeq and is a predicted model, not a curated record. NCBI's taxonomy places the organism in Eukaryota, Metazoa, Chordata, Actinopteri, Pomacentridae. The transcript is spliced from 12 exons. Gene Ontology annotation, biological process: intracellular signal transduction; protein phosphorylation. The coding region runs from base 83 to 1174 and encodes 363 amino acids.